CUCUGGGGACUGUGCUGGAAAAGAUGGAGUCUGCGAAGCUUCAGCUGGAGUCAUACACACACACACUGGCAGUGCUGCUCAGCAAAUUAGAAGAGGACUCGUCUCUGGACAAGUUCGACCUCAUUCUGAACGAGACGGCCACCCGCCUGCUGAUCCUGAAGGGCAGCGUGGAGAGUUCGGCUCUGUCCGGGAAGAUCCAGACCCUGCGGACCGCCUCCCAGGAGCAGAAGAGCCAGGUGGCCCGAAUGGACCAGGACCUCCAGGAGAUCCGGGAAGAGAGGGCCAGCCUUCAGGAUAUUGUGCUCAACCUCCCCAAAUCCUGCCCUUAACACAAGACCCUGUGACAGCCGCCAGCACACUGUAUCAUCCCAGCAUUAGAGUUUAUGAGAUAUAAUGGUCAUAAUUUAGUUCCAGGCCACUUGUAUGCACAGUUUUAUUUUUGUACCUUUUCUGCGAGGUCCUUCUUGUUUACAGAUGCACAAAACAUAAGGUGUAGUGACAAAGGAGAAACGUUUUCAGAUAAACUAUUGACUAUAACUAUACCAAAGAGCUCAUUCCAAUAAAACAUAUAACUAAG
Molecule: messenger RNA, 577 nt
Organism: Clupea harengus (Atlantic herring)
Lineage: Eukaryota; Metazoa; Chordata; Actinopteri; Clupeiformes; Clupeidae
Gene: lamc3
Product: laminin subunit gamma-3-like
Exons: 2
Coding region: 24-329 (101 amino acids)
Biological process (GO): animal organ morphogenesis; tissue development
Source: RefSeq, a predicted model, not a curated record